Molecule: messenger RNA, 2745 nt
Organism: Mangifera indica (mango)
Lineage: Eukaryota; Viridiplantae; Streptophyta; Magnoliopsida; Sapindales; Anacardiaceae
Exons: 2
Coding region: 378-2579 (733 amino acids)
Source: RefSeq, a predicted model, not a curated record
AGGCAGGCCGUUGAUUUAUACGGUGUCGUUCUAUUGUAUCUGUUCUGUCUGUCUGGACUUAGCAGUUGGAAACGAUGUUGCGUGUAUAUGGUGUUGGUGAAUUUAUAGGAUUUUUAAGAAGCACGAAAAGUGGUGUCAAAAAGCAGUUUGUUUUCAGUUUCAGAUCCAAUCUUGAGUUAUAAAAUCUUCUGUCUUGUUUUAUUUCUAACUAUAAACACAUUUCAGUAGUCUCAAAAGUCACCUUUUUGUCUAUAUUUUCUUCCAGAAAUUUAAUUGUCAUCUGGGUGAUUUUUGAAAGCAAAGGUUGAAUUAUUUGAUAGGAGAUGAAGAAUCUGUUGUCUGCUGAACUUUUGACAGGAGAUUGAACAAAUUUGGCCAUGUUCCGGUCACCACGGAGUAGAAACCAGAGAUCAAAAGGUUUCAAGGUGAAGCAUGCGUUACAACUAUGUCUUUUGCUUGGUGUCAGCAUCUGGCUGUUUUACCAGGUUCAGCACUCUCAGGACAAGAAAUCGGCAUUUGAGGAUAGCGCGAAAGCUGACAAUGAGGUCAUAAAGUUGGGCCGGAAGGACUUCCCUCGAGGGGAGGACCCGUCAAUUAAAGAUGCAACGCCCAAGGAGGGUGAAGAACCGAGGACACCUGAGAAGAGUAACAAUGUUGGGAAAGGGGCUUCAGAUGAUGAGGUAAAUGAUCAGGAUCAUGAUAAGAAUGAGCAGGACAGUGAGAAUAGAGAAGACACAAUUGAUGAAGAGAAGGAUAGGGAAGACAACAGCAAUGGGAGUGAAGAAAGCAAAGAAAGUAACAUUGAAGAGCUCAAGGAGAAGGAUAGCAAAGACGAGAGUGAAGAGAACAAAGAGAAUAACAUUGACGAGAGCAAGGAGAAUGAAGAGAGUAAGGACAAUAAAGUCGAGGAGAACAAGGUGAAGGAAAGUGAAGGGAGCAAAGAGAAUAACAGUGAGGAGAACAAAGAGAGUGAAGAGAAUAAUAUUGAAGAUAACAAGAAGAAGGAGAGUGAAGCGCGCAACAUAGGAGAGAACAAGGAGAGUGAAGAAGGCAAAGAGAAUAAGAUCGAAAAGAACAAGAAGAGUGAAGAGGGCAAGAAUAAGAUUCUAGAGACAAAGGAGAGUGAAAAGAACAAUGAGAAUAACAUUGAAAUGAGCAAAGAGAAUGAAGAGAGUAAAGACAAUAAAGUCAUGGAGAACAAGGAGAAGGAAAGUGAAGGGAGCAAAAAGAAAAACAGUGACAUAAACAAAGAGAGCGAGGAGAAUAAGAUUGAAGAUAACAAGGAGAAGGGGAGUGAAAACAUUGGAGGGAAUAAGGAGAAGGAGAGUAAAGAGAGCAACAUAGGAGAGAACAAGGAGAGUGAAGAAGGCAAGGAGAAUAUGAUCAAAAAGAACAAGAAGAGUGAAGAGAGCAAGAAUAAGAUUCUAGUCAGACAUGAGAGUGAAGAGAUUAAAGAGAAUAACAUUGAAGAGAGCAAGGAGAAGGAUAGCAAAGACAAGAAGAGUAAAGAAAGCAAAGAGACUGGUGGUGAAGAUAAGGCAAAUGAUGAGAAGAAAAAUGCGGAGGAGAUUCACGAAAAAGAGACCAAGGAGACUGGAAAAGAGGAUGCAACUACAUCAAAACAGCAGUUCCACGAUGAAAAUGGUAAUAACAAUGAGGAAGCAAGGGAGAAACAUAACAAGGGGGAUGAUGCUUCCAGUGAAGUAGGCCAAACUCAAAAUGUGAAAGCUGAAAAUGUUCAAGGAGAUCAACUGAAUGUUCAUGAGGUGGCGCACCAAGGAAAAGAAAAUAAGGAAAUUCAGCAGGGCAAGAAACAGAAGAGCACCAAAGGUGAUCACCAAGAUGGCUUGGUCUCAAAUGUGCAAGAAACUGGAACUGUGGAGGAGAACAAUUCUACAAAAAAGGCAUCCAGUGGUGAUACAACUCAGAAUCAAAAUGAAACAAUGAAUAACAGUUCUAAGGGAGACGGCUCUACCCAAGAAAAUGUUGUUCUACAGCAAUCUGAGAAACCAUACUCCGAUACCAAUGGUGUGCAGACAGAUAUGAAAGCAACACAUGGUACAAUCGAGACUGAAGGUUCAACUAAUGGAAAGUCCAAAGAUUCAUCUAAUAACGCUGAAACUAGACAGACUAAUGACUCCAACUCAUCAACUGGAACAGAGAACAAUGUUCACGAGGAGACAAAAGAAAAUGUUUUACAGUUACACACAAAUAACAAUGGAGAUGCUGGCCAGAAGAAUGAAGAAGUUGAUUCCUCAAACCAUCAAGAGAACAAUACAUCAGCAAAUAAUGAUGGCAAUUCAUCUCAGAAGGAACAAAAUGGUUCUUCAAACUCUGAAGAGAAAGUCAAUUUCUCAAACACAGAUUCAGGCCAGAAUUGGAUGGAAAAUGCUACCCAGAACACAAAUGACCAUCCAGAAGCAGGACAAAAAGAGACAUUAACAAACACAGAUGGCAACACCAAUACCACCCAGAAUGACUCUUUGAUUACUCAAGGAGGAAAAGAGAAUCGCAUUGAUCGAACUUUGCCUGAGACUGGAACUGCAGUGAACAAUGGUGAAAAUGCAGCAGCAGCGUAAAAUUUUUGAUAAGUUGUGUUCUACUGUAUGUUACACGAUUAUUCAUUGAGUUUCAUUCCUUGUGCUUCAUGAGGUGACUGGGCUAGCUUGUAAUGUUUUUUGCCACAUCCUAUGUCAAAAUCCUUUUAUUGAGUAGUGAUUGAUAAUUCAUUCGGUGGUUAAAGUA